GCAACGAAAAAAAUCUACGGAAAAUAGAACAACAACUCAUUUGACUCGUCAUUCCCACAAUCCAAAUUCCAAAGAAUCAGACGCAAAUUCCGGGUAUCGACAAAUCCGAGAAGAGUGAAGAAGCAGCCAUAUAACAUAUUUCCCGUGUCCGUGUGAAUAAAAGUCUCGAUGAUUCGAACAAACUGCGGUUCCUUAAACCAAUAGAAAUCCCACGAAAACAAAAUCGCUGGAAUAAGUCAGCAUCAUUUCUCCUUUCUCCGCCUAGCUGUGAAAUUGGAUCUCUAUGUUUAAAUCGGAAAGGGGUUCGUUGAGAAGAGAUUGCUAGAUGGGGAACACUUGCGUCGGACCAAGUUUUUUAAAGAAUGGAUUCAUCCAAUCAGUUUCCGAUACAAUGUGGCGAACCCGAUCACCUGAUGAACCUCCGGCAGCCUUUAACGGAGAUGAAGCUACAGAUCACCAAUCACCAUUACCCGUCCAAAACAAACCACCACAACACAUAACGAUCCCGAAAACUGGAAAGAAACAAGAAACAGAACCAGUGAAACCCAAGAAAGCUGGUCAGAUGAAGAGGGUAUCAAGUGCCGGACUCCGUACAGAUUCCGUCUUGCAAAGAAAAACCGGCAACCUGAAGGAAUUCUUCUCUUUGGGGAAGAAAUUAGGACAGGGGCAGUUUGGGACGACGUUUCUCUGUAUAGAAAAAGCUUCCGGUGAGCUCUACGCCUGUAAAUCAAUCGCAAAAAGGAAGUUAUUGACCGAUGAGGAUGUAGAAGAUGUGAGAAGAGAAAUUCAAAUAAUGCAUCAUCUAGCGGAACAUCGAAAUGUUAUAUCGAUUAAAGGGGCGUAUGAAGAUGCUGUAGCUGUUCAUCUUGUUAUGGAAUUGUGUGCCGGAGGUGAGCUUUUUGAUCGGAUUAUUCAGCGUGGACAUUACACAGAAAGAAAAGCGGCGGAGCUUACUAGAACCAUCGUGGGAGUUGUGGAGGCUUGUCACUCUAUGAGUGUUAUGCAUCGGGAUUUGAAGCCUGAGAAUUUUCUUUUUGUGGAUAAAAGGGAAGACGCUCUUCUCAAAACUAUAGAUUUUGGAUUAUCGGUUUUCUUUAAGCCAGGUGAAUCUUUUCAUGAUGUAGUUGGUAGCCCAUAUUAUGUUGCACCAGAAAUCUUGAGAAAAAAUUAUGGUCCUGAAGCAGAUGUUUGGAGUGCAGGGGUGAUUGUUUACAUCUUAUUAAGUGGGGUUCCUCCUUUUUGGGCUGAAACAGAGCAAGGAAUAUUUGAACAAGUUCUUCAUGGUGAUCUUGAUUUCACAUCUGAUCCAUGGCCAAGUAUUUCUGAUGGAGCAAAAGAUCUUGUGAGAAGAAUGCUUAUUCGAGACCCAAAAAGGAGAUUAACUGCACAUGAAGUUUUAUGCCAUCCUUGGGUUCAAGUUGAUGGUGUGGCUCCAGACAAGCCUCUUGACUCUGCAGUUCUAAGUCGCAUGAAACAAUUUUCAGCCAUGAACAAGCUCAAGAAAAUGGCUCUUAGGGUUAUAGCGGAGAGCUUAUCGGAAGAAGAAAUAGCUGGACUGAAACAGAUGUUUGAGAUGAUUGAUACUGAUAACAGUGGUCAAAUUACUUUUGAUGAACUUAAGGAUGGAUUAAAAAGAGUUGGUGCUAAUCUUAAUGAGUCAGAAAUUUACGAUCUUAUGCAAGCAGCAGAUGUGGAUAAUAGUGGAACAAUUGAUUAUGGAGAAUUUGUUGCUGCAACAUUGCAUAUGAACAAAAUCGAGAAAGAAAAUCAUUUAUUUGCGGCCUUUUCUUAUUUUGAUAAAGAUGGAAGUGGUUACAUUACUGCCGAUGAGCUUCAACAUGCUUGUGAGGAAUUUGGCAUAGAUGCUCACCUUGAAGAGUUGAUUCAAGAUGUUGACCAAGACAAUGAUGGGCGCAUAGACUACAACGAGUUUGUGGCGAUGAUGCAAGGACAUGCCAAUGUGAAUGUGGGUGCUAAGAAAAGCUUAGAUACUAGUUUCAGCAUUAAGUUUAGAGAAGCACUAAAACUAUGAACAUAAAAGGUUUUCGUUUUUUCUUUCUUGUUUAUUUAUUAAUGGUUAUUUGUUGAGAAAAUCAUACGAAGAUAUAGGAUUAAACAGUUGUUUGUUAUACCAAUCGGGAUUCGGGUGUUGGACUCUUGCGGUUUUGAAGUUCAACUGUUUCUGCAAGUCUACACAAAUUAUAUUGGUCUUAUAUACAUACAAGUGAAUGUGAUAGAGAG
Lactuca virosa is the source of this 2241-nucleotide messenger RNA. The record is from the annotation of a GenBank genome assembly. Lineage: Eukaryota; Viridiplantae; Streptophyta; Magnoliopsida; Asterales; Asteraceae.